Molecule: messenger RNA, 2312 nt
Organism: Colossoma macropomum (tambaqui)
Lineage: Eukaryota; Metazoa; Chordata; Actinopteri; Characiformes; Serrasalmidae
Gene: trmt1l
Product: tRNA methyltransferase 1-like
Exons: 16
Coding region: 5-2095 (696 amino acids)
Biological process (GO): tRNA N2-guanine methylation
Cellular component (GO): nucleus
Molecular function (GO): RNA binding
Source: RefSeq, a predicted model, not a curated record
UAAAAUGGCGGAGCUCAAAGAAGGGGACACAGUGCAGCUUCACCAGGAGGACGCCAAUAUUAAAGUUGUGGACGAUCCAGUGAAGAUGCAAGCAGCAUCUGAAGAAGAGAGUGUGCAGCUUCCUGUUCAUGAAGCCACAUCCACUGACGUUGUGAAAACUGAGCACAGCCGUGAACAGACCACCGCUACUGCAAGUUCUGAGAGACACGUGUCCAUCCAGUCUACGCUUGAAGGCUUGGAGAUGCUGGUGGACUUGAAUGGAGCUGGUAGGAAGUCUUGUCCGUUAUGUCCAGAGGAGAAGUUCAAGGCUUGUUACAGCCACAAACUGAGACGCCACCUGCAGAACCUACACUGGAAAGUCUAUGUGGAGUUUGAAGGUCAAAGGAUGUGCAUUUGUCAUUUGCCCUGCAGACAGAUGAAGUCCAGCCUGGGAUCAGACCAGAGUCAAGCCCGGCUGGUGGCACACUACCACUGUGUGGUGUGCUCAGUCACCAUUGCCCGAAAGACGGACAUGAUCAGCCAUCUCAAACGCCACAUUAACAAGGGCGAGACUGAGGCCAGUUAUUCAGGCACCUCAGAUGUACUGUGUGAAGAACCCGUGCCAGGCGGACAGGUCUAUGAGAUCAUGAAAGAAUUAGGCACCAAUGUGCAGCUCAUGCCCAACCACAACACACCCCAAAAGACAGACACCUACUUCAACCGCAAGAUGAAGACCAACAGGCAGCUGGUGUUUUGCUCUCUUGCGGUUCUUGCUGAAGAAAGGAGUCCACUGGAAUGUCUCGAUGCCUUCGGAGCCACAGGUAUAAUGGGCUUGCAGUGGGCCAAGCACCUUCGCAACGCUGUUAAAGUGACCAUAAACGAUAUUAACGAGGCCUGUGUGAAGAUGAUCAAAGAGAACUGCCGUCUGAACCACAUCCGUACAGAGGGGGGUCGUGCGCCCCGGCAGGUGGAGGGAACAGGGGAGAGCGACAACCCCAUUGCCACUGUGGAGGUCUCCAAGAUGGACGCUAACGUCAUUAUGCACCUGAGAGCUUUUGACUACAUACAUCUAGACCCAUUUGGGACAUCAGUGAACUAUCUGGAUGCUGCGUUCCGAAAUGUGCGCAACCUGGGCAUUGUGUCUGUGACCUCGACGGACACUGGCUCUCUCUACUCCAAAUCUCUGAAUGUGACGCUCCGCCAUUACGGCUGCCAGAUCGUCAGGACAGAGUACUACAGAGAGCUGGCAGCACGCAUGGUGGUUGCCUCCAUAGCCAGGGCUGCAGCGCGCUGCAAUAAAGGCAUCGAGGUCUUGUUGGCCGUGGCUCUAGAACACUUCGUGCUGGUGGUGGUGCGGGUGCUCCGAGGUCCCACACAGGCUGAUGAGUCGGCCAAGAAGCUACGACAGCUGCUCCACUGCCAGUGGUGUGAGGAGAGAGUGUUCCUCAAGCCGGGCAGUAUGGUGGAGGAGAAUCUGUACAGGCAGUUGCCCUGUCAGUGCCAUGGCAGCAUGCCGGGGAAGACUGCUGUGGAGCUCGGGCCUAUCUGGUCAGGCUCUCUCUUCAACACUGGCUUUCUCAGGCGCAUGCUAGUAGCAGCGGUACAGCACAGCAUGGAGGAUAUCCAGCCUCUAGUGAAGACUUUAAUCUGUGAAGCUGACUGCACCACACUCAAGUCCUUCUCUGUCACUGGUCACUCAGUUCUAGCCAAUCAAGUGGAGUGUGGUGUGGUCAUCAAAACUUUACAGAAGGUGGAGGAAGCGGACACCGCUGACCAAUCAGGUAAAAGGAAGAGUGAAGAGCCUAGUAAUGUGGUGAAAAAGCUGAAAUCAGAUGCUUCACUGGAACACCCUGCCUUCUACUACAGCAUCCAUCGCCACAGCAUCCGUGGCAUGAACAUGCCCAAGUUGAAUAAGUUCCUACAGUAUCUCACUGAGGCCGGAUUCAGAGUGAGUCGGACACACUUCGACCCCACAGGCGUUCGCACCGAUGCAACUCUGGAGCAGUUUAAGUCUGUGCUUACCAAAUAUAGUGUGCCUACCUACUCCUCAGCGCCCCCAAGUGGCAACCAAGGGCAUGGCAUAAGCACAGACGAUAAGGGCCGCAAAACUGACUGAUCUCUCUAAGCACCGGCAAGCAAAUGAAAUGUUUUUAAAAUGUUUUUAAAAUGUUUGCUGCUGAGUUACGAGCAUUGACAGUUUAUGUGUUUCUGCUGACUGAGUUUCCAUGCUUCAUGCCAGAUAGAGAGAAGAGGAUGUUUUGCUGUGUACUGUACCAGGAUUUUGUUUCUUAAUGCACUGAGACUUUAACUCAAGAGUUUUUGCCACUUGAGCG